This is a messenger RNA of Zalophus californianus (California sea lion), 957 nucleotides long. RefSeq names its product cyclin-P-like. Gene Ontology annotation, biological process: regulation of cyclin-dependent protein serine/threonine kinase activity; mitotic cell cycle phase transition. Gene Ontology annotation, molecular function: cyclin-dependent protein serine/threonine kinase regulator activity. NCBI's taxonomy places the organism in Eukaryota, Metazoa, Chordata, Mammalia, Carnivora, Otariidae. The record is from RefSeq and is a predicted model, not a curated record. Gene Ontology annotation, cellular component: nucleus; cytoplasm; cyclin-dependent protein kinase holoenzyme complex.
AUGGCUGCUCCAGGGAAAAUUAAUUUCCAGCACUCGUCUACUGUCACCUUCCUCUCAGGCUCAGAGAUGCAGAUACUGGAAGUAGGAAAUCGAACAGACCACCAGGAGGCAAAAGUGGAUACAGGGAUACCAGAUAGGAGCAUAUUGCUGGAGUUCAUAUGGGAGAUGAUGAUGGGCUAUGGUUGUAGCACUGGAGUAUUGAACUUGCACUUGGUUGUGAAUGGUGUUCCUCGGUAUAGAGCCUCUCCCAGCGCCCCAGACCCCGACAGCAUCCCCGAGGGCAGCCAGGAGAGGCCCCCUGGGCUGUGUGAGCCGCCGGGGCUGGCAGAGGCUCUGAGCGCUCUGGGGCUGGAGGGAGAACGCGAGUAUGCUGGGGACAUCUUCGCCGAAGUCAUGGUGUGCCUCGCGUUGCGGAGGGCCCUGCUCCCAACCGUGACGCCAGAGAUGCGCACGCUAGUGGUGGACUGGCUGAUCCAGGUGCAGGAGUACCUGGGCCUGGCGGGCGACAUGCUCUACCUGACGGUGCACCUACUGGAUUCCUACCUGCGCGCCGGUCGAGUGUGCCUACACCACCUGCAGCUGCUGGGCGUGGCCUGCCUGUUCUUGGCCUGCAAAAUGGAAGAGUGCGUCCUUCCCGAGGUGAUGCUAUUUGCCACCUACUUUCGGGAGCUGUCUCUGCUGGAGGCCGAGGCCACAGGAUGGGAGCCCGGUUGGCGCGCAGCUGUGGUGCUGAGCCUGGCACACCGCUUGCUCGACGAGGAGGGCUCCAGCUUCGAGCCCUCGCUUUACAGUCCCGCAGAGCUGCGCCCGCUCGAGCCAUGCAUGGCUCUCGCCGUGCUCCUAGGCCCAGCGCCCAUCCACGCCGCCAUGUUCCUCAAGUACGCGCGGCCCCAGUGCCAGGGCACCAGCCUCGCCACCGCCCGCCUGCUCCGCCGCCCCCAGCCCAGGCCUCCCUGA